UUUCUUUGUCCGCAUCAGCUAAAUCCCAGGGCAUGGUCGUCGGCAAAUCAGGCGUUUCACGCUUUCCGAAGUCAAGACGGGCCUGCCAGUCGGUGACAGUGUUGGCAAGUGAACGGAUCGUUCGUAUUCCGGUGGCCGGGUUUUCCGCGUUCGGGACUUGUUCUGAUAAGUGUCACCGGAUUCCGCGUUGCUGUCUGCGCGCGUGCCAAACUUUGAUUUGAACACACUCUACGGAUGUCGUCGCUUGAAGCUAGUGUAACGUGUUACGGAAUAAGCGAUUAGCAGAAGGCGAUCCGAUUAACGAACAUACAUCCUGUGGAUGAUUGUUCUACAUGGAUAGUUCCAGGAAAGCUAUUUACAACUGAAACAAACAACAUACAAUACCUACAUUGGACCGAACUGUGAUGGUUGAGGAAAAUAUUUGCUUACGACUGGAUCGAGCGUAAUUGCCAUGUAUAUCAAAUCCGGCCACCGCUUUCUCGGUGACAAAGGCCAGAUUGUGUUCCCGGGACCGCCCACUCGUUCAUCUUAUUCGUUCUCCUACACGAACCCACCAACUACCAUCGGAAGCAGUAGCAGCACGACAACAGCUGAGCCCAUCUCGAUCCUCCCGGAUUUUGCUGCUGUAGGUAUGCCGGACGCAGACGAUGACAGCAACUACAUUGACAUGUGGCGUAGUAAGUCAGCCCAGAGCUCAGACAUGCUGUCGGACAAGAUUCAAAUGUUCUACAUCUACAUCACCGUUACUAUUACUUCCGUUUUCGUGCUGAUUCUUCUGGGUAUUCUUGGCUACAUGUGUUACAAACGGAAAGGAUUUCAAAACAUCGAAAACCAAAGCGACAUCGAAAUAACGCGGCGCCAAAGUAGCCGGAGAAGAUCUCGGAGCUACUCCCGUAACUAUUCCAAAGAAAGAGAAGCCGAGAAUAAUCCUGAACGGACCUUGCUUCAUUAGAGUAUUGUUGAUGUUUUGAUGGUAUUUUUCUAGUUUGUAUCUUAAGCUGAUUUUUUUUCGAUUAAAAAUAUUCUUCCAAGAUUGAACCUUUUAUAACAGGUGUUUUUUAUAUUACUAUGAAUAUAUGGAAACAGUAAUUGGAAAA
Molecule: messenger RNA, 1097 nt
Organism: Uranotaenia lowii
Lineage: Eukaryota; Metazoa; Arthropoda; Insecta; Diptera; Culicidae
Exons: 4
Coding region: 452-952 (166 amino acids)
Source: RefSeq, a predicted model, not a curated record